This is a messenger RNA of Penicillium oxalicum, 2787 nucleotides long. Its product is annotated as putative phospholipid metabolism enzyme regulator. Gene Ontology annotation, cellular component: PAS complex; fungal-type vacuole membrane. NCBI's taxonomy places the organism in Eukaryota, Fungi, Ascomycota, Eurotiomycetes, Eurotiales, Aspergillaceae. The record is from RefSeq and is a predicted model, not a curated record. Gene Ontology annotation, biological process: positive regulation of phosphatidylinositol biosynthetic process; vacuole inheritance; protein localization to vacuolar membrane. Bases 1 to 2787 code for a protein of 928 amino acids. The transcript has a single exon.
AUGCCUGCAGAAUCCCACAGGCCGCCCUGCGGUGAGGAUGCGUCUAGCUCGGGCGGUCACAAGGAAACAUACCCAACAGCGACAGACACAAUAAAUCGGUUAGGCCAGGGCCACAGUGACAUGGCGGAAGCGCCGCGUCCGACUGUGCGGCCUCAGGGCCAAGCCAUGACCCAAGUCCCCAAACUGCUCCCUAACCUACCUAUCUACUCUGCCCCUUCGUCAACUUGCAACUCCACCGUCUCGUCUCGUGAACCUUCCCCGGUCCGAACAUCCUCACGAAAAGCCAAUUCUGUGUCGGCCACCUCUGCAUUAUCUCACAAGCGAAAAACGAGCCACGACCGCGUCAGUCCCAGUCGACCCUUGAACAACGCCCACCCUUCAAGCCGUAUUCCGCCUCCUUCACCGAGCCCGCGUGCUUCUCCAACACCUGCGCCAACGCCAACCCCCCAAACUCUCCUUCCCUCACCUGCCCUGCCCGAACCAUCAGCCAAUGUACCCAACACAGAAAAGCAAAACAUGCCACCUUGGGCGGGGAACCGACGGGUGGAGCAGGACUCAACCGCUUCAAACAUUUCGCACAAAAGAGCCUCCCCAUCGUCAACAGAAGACCUCAGCAAGUUAGAGCGCAGCAACCACCGGCCAGCAGCAAGGGGCAUCGGCGGGCAAGCUCUGUCGUUAGAGACAGUGCAGGAAAUGGCCAGUGACCCAUCUACACCGUCUAGCGAGAACGAGUUGAAGCCGACAACCCCGGACGAUGCACGAUUGCACACGAUCGAUGAGGACACAACACCACGGGCCUCACGGCAUAACACAGAGAGUGGCAGUGAUUCUGGCGGUCCGCCCGUUAUCAAAGAAGAAAAACUACCGGCCCCAGCCAUGGGUGCGGUGAAGACACCGCGAACCAUCAUGCCGCAGCGUUCUUCCGCAUCUUUGAGUACCACCGCGCGACCCAAGCCUGCAGAUGGAUCCGUCCGAAAUAUGAUUGUGGAGACGGAAACGGUCACCUCUAUCCCGCAGGUUUCUUUGGGUGUUGUCCCUGGAGAGCGGGGAGGUACCAUCCGUGCCGAUCCUAGUACACUGCGUAUGAAACCCUCCACGGAGACGAUUCGGCCACGAAAAGAUAAGAAAAAGAGUCGUCGGUCCAAUCACCUGACCAAUGGCCCGGGCACCAGCAAAGCUGACAUCUUCGAAGCCAAAGUGGCCAGUGCCGUCGAUGAAGCUGACGUUUCUGAUUCCGAUGAGACCUUUGUGUACGAAUCCAAUCCUCCUGAUCCGUAUCCGCCUCGUCAGAGUCGGUAUCAUUCGCGGACCCCGAGUGCCACAUCGAUGGCCAGUCAAGUGGACCAGUUGGCGGGUCGAGCCCGCGGGGCCAUGCGAGAUGGCUCGCAUAGCGUGACCGGGAAACGCAGCAUGAAGUUCACCAACAAUACAUAUAACAGCAGUAUUGAUGGUGAAGCUCCCGAAGCGGAUGGCAGUCGAACGGGCGGUCGAGUAGACGGCAGUGGCACGUUGACGCCUCGACACCACCACGUUGGCCGCCAUGGACGCAACGGCGUAUAUCCCUCUCUCUUUGAUGGAGAUGGGCCCUUUCCUCCGCCACAAGGUCAAAUGAAAUCGCCUCGGCAUUUCAUUGGCAGUGGUUACCGUCAUUCUCGCAAUAGCAACACACGCUCCUCUCCAAACUAUAAAAGCACCGGCAGCAAAAGGGCCGGUGACCUAUAUGAUUUCGAUGCCGAAGGUGCUGAUGAUGAACGAACCCCUCUAGUGGGCUCUACACGGACCUCCCGCAGUCGCCACGGUCGACGUCCGGGUAGUGCCAGUCUCAGGCAGAUGGAAUACAUGGCUCAGCGUGAGAGGGGGUGCCUCUCUCGAUACGGGUCUUGUGUCAUCUUUCUCCUGAUCAUGCUCCUUGUCGCUGGAGGCGCUGCCUCGUUUAUCACUGCCGCCACAAAGACCCUCGUGGACGUUCAGAUCGUUGAGAUCCAGAAUGUCUUGGCUUCAGAGCAAGAGAUCAUGCUUGACCUACAAGUCGAGGCGGUCAAUCCGAACAUUUUUCCGGUGACCAUCGAGGAUACCGAUAUCAACAUCUUCGCCAAGAGCCGACAUGUGGGCACCGAUAGCUCGUGGACCGACCAUCCAUCUGCCGGUGCCACUUCUCGCGCUCCACGCGUCGAGCGAAGUCGCCGGCGAUGGUAUCUCUCUCAAUUGGUCAAGUGUCUAGGUAACACUGACUGUGCAGAGCAAGCCAUGGAUCUUUACUCUAAGGGACAGACUGGUAGGAGUGGUGGCGGUGGUGUUGAUAAGGGCACAGAUCCCAUCAAUGAUCCGGAGAGUGACUCGCAAACCAUGCUCUUGGGACGCGUCUAUCACUUCGACUCGCCGCUCUCGUUUGAAGCAUCUCCCUGGGGUCGUAUGCUGUCUGUCUCAAAGGGCCAAAUUCGACUCACCCACCCUGGCAACAAAACCGAGGCCGGCGGCACCGAGCGAUGGGAGCGUGUUCUGCAGCAUCCGUUCGACCUGAUCGUGCGCGGUACAGUAAAGUACCAGCUGCCUCUGAGCACGCGCUACAAUUCAGCCUCGAUCAGUUCGAGUGUCCGUGUGAUUCCCGACGACGACAACGAUGAUACCGGCGGGCCCAAAGAUCCCAAUGUCACCGACACGCCUGUUGCACCAUCACUCCAAACAUCUUCUUCAAGCAAACAGCCCUCUUCGACCCAUGUUGAGGAGACUGACGAUACCCCCUUAGACCACGCCUCUGAGACACGGCGUCGACAGCUGGUCGCGUGA